Messenger RNA from Harmonia axyridis, 540 nucleotides. RefSeq names its product 60S ribosomal protein L24-like. NCBI's taxonomy places the organism in Eukaryota, Metazoa, Arthropoda, Insecta, Coleoptera, Coccinellidae. Gene Ontology annotation, molecular function: mRNA binding; structural constituent of ribosome. Gene Ontology annotation, cellular component: cytosolic large ribosomal subunit. The annotation marks the transcript as partial. Gene Ontology annotation, biological process: cytoplasmic translation. The transcript has a single exon. The record is from RefSeq and is a predicted model, not a curated record.
AAAUCGGAAUCUGGCCAUGGUAAAACCUUGGUUAAGGUAGAUGGAAAGAAUUACACAUUCUUGAACUCAAAAUGUGGGAGGGCCCAUUUGUUGAGGAGGAAACCAAGGAAAGUAAGAUGGACCAUCCUCUACAGAAGGAAACAUAAGAAGAGUCAAGAGGAGGAAACUAACAAAAAACGUACCAGGAGGACUCAACAAUUCCAAAGGGCUAUUGCAGGAGCUUCUCUAAAUGGCAUUAUGGCUAAGAGUAAUCAAGGGUCUGAAGUGAGGAAAGCUCGGAGAGAACAAGCCAUCAGGGCUGCCAAAGAGCAGAAGGAAAGCCAAAAGGCUACCGAGAAGGCUGCCGCUCCACCUAAACCCAAAGCUGCACCUGAACAGAAAGCAGCCAAAAAUGUAGCAAAGGCUGCACCACGUGUCGGAGGAAAAAAUUAUUUUAAGAUCCUUAAUAAAUCAUCAACUUACUGGUUCUCAUUUCCAGCUGCUCGGAAUCGGACUGGUUGCCUUCUGGCCCGAGUAGACCUUCUCCAACCUGAAGAAUAA